Messenger RNA from Dicentrarchus labrax (European seabass), 3533 nucleotides. RefSeq names its product phosphoenolpyruvate carboxykinase 2 (mitochondrial) (gene pck2). Gene Ontology annotation, molecular function: GTP binding; phosphoenolpyruvate carboxykinase (GTP) activity; manganese ion binding. Gene Ontology annotation, cellular component: mitochondrion; cytosol. The transcript is spliced from 11 exons. The coding region runs from base 452 to 2356 and encodes 634 amino acids. Gene Ontology annotation, biological process: gluconeogenesis; propionate catabolic process; cellular response to dexamethasone stimulus. The record is from RefSeq and is a predicted model, not a curated record. NCBI's taxonomy places the organism in Eukaryota, Metazoa, Chordata, Actinopteri, Moronidae.
CUGGUGGGUUUGGCGCUGUGGUUUGUGUUUGGCGCUGCAGGAACUCUGGAAACUUGCAUCAGCCGGGAGGAACCAGCGAGCCUGCCCCCGGGUCGCUCCGUCAUUUGGAGAAAGAGAAAAACAAUAUGGACACAACCUGCGGAACAAUUCAAAACUAAAUGAUAACUGAUAGCACUUUAAAGCGCCGGUGACCGUCCCUGAACGCAGCAGCAGAGACAGAGCGGGUUGAGGACACUGUGGUCGGUCAGCUCUCAUCAAGGUGGAUCUGUGUCAGUGUACACGUUGAGCAAAGUGCAAGGUCCCCUCGGAGCACAGAUAUGAGCUGCGACCAGCUCUGAGUCCGCCUCUCCUUCACUUUACCUCCUCUGCUAACUUAAAUGAGCUUUUUUUUUUUUUACUCUUUUAUUUUUUUAUAAGCUGGUUUUAUUAAAUAGUUUUUGCACCGAAGAAGAUGUCGUGCCUGUUGCUUGGAGUCGUGCGAAGACAUGGUGGUGUUGGGGCGAGUGUUGGAGUUCGCUCCCUGGCCUCCAUCCCCUCGCUGCCCCCGGCGGUGGCUGAUUUCGUGAAGGGAGCAGUGGACGAGUGUAAGCCCGCUGGUGUGCAUGUGGUGACGGGGACGCCGGAGGAAACGGCCAACAUUCUGGCAGGUCUGCAGAAGGAAGGGAUGGUCAAGAGGCUUCCCAAAUAUGACAACUGUUGGUUGGCACGUACAGACCCAAAGGACGUGGCUCGGGUGGAAAGCAAGACUGUGAUUGUGACCAAGAACCAGAGGGACACCAUCCCCAUCCCUGCCGGAGGGGUGAAGAGCCAGCUGGGCAGCUGGAUGAGCGAGUCUGACUGGCAGAGAGCCAGAGAGGAGCGUUUCCCCGGCUGCAUGUCAGGUCGGACCAUGUAUGUGAUUCCCUUCAGUAUGGGUCCUGUAGGCUCGACUCUGAGUAAAUAUGGCGUCCAGGUGACGGACUCGCCAUACGUAGUGGCCAGUAUGGGGAUCAUGACACGAAUGGGCACUCCUGUUCUGCAGAAACUUGCUGAAGGAGAAGACUUUGUCCGCUGUCAGCACUCUCUGGGACGACCUUUACCACUUAAAGCCCCUCUGGUCAACUCGUGGCCCUGUAACCCAGAAAAGGUGUUGAUAUCUCACCUGCCAGACCUCAGGCAGAUCAUGUCCUUCGGCAGUGGCUAUGGAGGAAACUCUCUCCUGGGGAAGAAGUGCUUUGCCCUUCGCAUCGCCUCCCGCAUCGCCAAGGAUGAAGGCUGGCUGGCAGAACACAUGUUGAUCCUGGGUAUCACCAACCCUCAGGGAGUGAAGCGGUACGUAGCCGCGGCCUUCCCCAGUGCCUGUGGUAAAACCAACUUGGCCAUGAUGAAACCAUCCCUGCCAGGCUGGAAGGUUGAGUGUGUGGGUGACGACAUUGCCUGGAUGAAGUUCGACAGUCAAGGUAAACUGAGAGCCAUCAACCCAGAGAAUGGUUUCUUCGGUGUGGCUCCUGGCACCUCAGACAAGACCAACCCGUAUGCCAUGGCCACCAUCGCCAAAAACACAGUGUUCACCAACGUUGGUGAGACCAGCGAUGGAGGAGUGUGGUGGGAGGGCCUUGAUCCCCCCGCAGCCGGGGUCACACUCACAGACUGGCACGGCAAAACCUGGAAGCAAGGAAGCUCCACUCCGUGUGCCCACCCCAAUUCCCGCUUCUGCGCCCCGGCGGCUCAGUGUCCAAUCAUUGACCCCAAAUGGGAGAGCGAGGAGGGCGUUCCAAUCGACGCCAUCAUCUUCGGUGGCAGGAGACCAGAAGGAGUCCCUCUGGUCUAUGAGUCUUUCAACUGGCAACAUGGAGUCUUUGUUGGAGCCGCCAUGAGGUCUGAGGCCACAGCAGCUGCUGAGCAUAAAGGCAAGGUGAUUAUGCACGACCCCUUUGCCAUGCGACCCUUCUUUGGUUACAACUUUGGCGACUACCUUGGUCACUGGCUGAGCAUGGAGAACCGAAAGGCCCCCACUCUUCUCCCCAAGAUCUUCCACGUCAACUGGUUCAGAAAGGAUGCGACUGGCGCCUUCCUCUGGCCCGGCUUCGGCGAAAACGCCCGCGUCCUGGAGUGGAUCUUCAAGCGCUGCGGACGGGAGAGCGAGGACGAGGCGGCCAGGAAGAGCAUUAUCGGCUGGCUGCCAGAAGAUGGCGCCAUCAACACUAAAGGUCUGAGCAGCAAGGUGGAUAUGGGUGCCCUGUUCCAUGUGCCUACAUCUUUCUGGCAGAAGGAGACGAAGGAGCUGAGAGCCUACUUCACUCAGCAAGUUGGAGCUGAUCUGCCGGCUCAGGUGGAGGCUGAGCUGAAGGCUCUGGAGGACAGAGUGCACAAUUAAAACCCUACUGACAGGAAGUUCCUCCAGGAACAGGGAGGCAGUCACUGAUGACACAGGAUUCAGAUCAUUAGGGUGCAAUCAGAGUCACUGGCUGGGUUUACAUACACAGAGAAUUUAGUGCUGAACCAGGUUAGCUGAGAAGACAGUUUGGUUUUAUCAAAGUAAACAAACACUUAGCUUGGAUAACCAGGUUGUUGUCACUGUGACAUAGAAACACCCCAUCCCUAUUUGGUUUUCAAACAACAUGGCAGUAGCUAGUAUGAGACAUUACUAGUACUUGCUGCUCUGUCAAAGAUGGUUUAUGGCAGCUACAUUUAGUAUGUGCUUAUUCAAUAAUUGCUUGAAUAAAAACCUAAGACCAAUAGCCAGGCCAGUAGUUAAUGUUCUCUGUGCUUGAAAACACAGUCAGUGACUCUUGUCUUUCUCUUUUAUGAAGGGGAAUCUGUCAGGAAUUAAAUGUCAGAUAUGGAAUUGACGGAGAAGCUAAUAAUCUACAAUGCAAUUUACCUUUUGGACACCACUUCACACUAAUGCUGCAACACUGAGGGACUGGUGCUGGGUUGGUGGUAGGAGGGAGGUUUGACUCUCAACAUGAAGGUUAGAUUUCUGUGAAGUUGUCAAACGUGUCAUGUAGAUACUGUCACUACCUCCAUUCACUCACAAGAGAAAGCAUGGUACUAAAGCCCAAUCAACAUGGCCCAGUAGUGCCUCUGAGAUAUUUAACAGUACAGUGUCUAGGAUGCUGUGUUUACAAGCUGAAGCCCAAAGAUCUUUUUUAGGCAAAAUUCUGACAAAGAGUAGAUCAAGUUUGAACGUUUUUACUCAUAGAAAGGUUUUAAGUGAAUUUUAGCAGCUCUUUUAAUACAUUAUUGACUGAGUCUGAAAAAAUGCCCUUUAUGUUAAAUUGAACUUGAUAUUAGAAAAUAUAUUAAUCAGAUGUACAAUAAAUACUCAAAACAUUGUAGCAGAUUUCCAGUGGACCCGAGAAUUACUAUGCUAGUUCAUCUUGUGACUUUCGUUAUGUUUGUGAUUAAAUUGUAUGAUUUCAGGUGAUGUUUACACACAAUAUGUGAAAUGUUGGACCAAUAAAUGCGAGUGAGAUUAUUAGGUAUUUUUAGAAGUUGUAUGCCAACGUUUUUAUUACAGUGCAAUGAAUAAAUAUCUUCAAAUGCAGAAA